CUUCUUUUUGUAUUGCUCAACAAUAUUUUUUGUCUUUAUUUGUGUACGAAUUUAAUUGAAAAAGGGGCAAGAAACAUUAAGCAUUACGCAUUAAACAUUUAUCAUUUAUCAUUUAGCAUUUAGAGUUGAGCUAGCACACCGACUCUUAUGACUCUAGAAAACACAACCACCGCGGUUACAGGUUUGGUCGCAGGAUUAAGACUCGACGACAAUGGCUUAGCAGGCAAUGCAGGCAAUGCAGGCAAUGCGGGAAGCGGCAUAGCAGAAGCCCCUGCAGCCGGGCCCUCGAAAAGACGGAACAGGCGCGGAAAAGGCAGAGGCGGCAGCGGCGACCGCGGCGACCGCAGCACCAACACCACCACCAUCACCGACGGCAACGCCAGCCAGCAGCAGGACGCGCGCGAGGGCCGCGGGCCAAAGGAAAAGGAGAACGAGAACGAGAACGAGAAGGAAAAGCCCAGGCAGAAGCAGAGGCAAAAGCAGAGGCCGGCAGCGGACGCCACCAGGGGCCGCGGCCGCGGCCGCAGCGGCAGGAGCGUUGGCGGCGGGCGGCAGUUCAGCGGCGCGCUCACGGGCAGCGAGCCAAAAGAGGAGGCGUCGCUCAGCUCGUCGCUCGGAGCGCAGCUGGCGCAGAGCUCGUACGAGUGCAUGAUCUGCUGCGACAGCGUGCGGCCGCGCCACGCCAUCUGGCAGUGCGACACGUGCUGGGCCAUCUUCCACCUGCCGUGCGUCAAGCGCUGGGCAGCAGCCAGCACCAGCACCGGCGCCAGCGCCGGGUCCGGGUCCGGAACCAGCUCCGGGCCCGGCAGCCGGUGGCGGUGCCCGGGGUGCCAGCACGCGCGCGCAGCAGCGCCCAGCCACUACGUGUGCUUCUGCGGCGCCACGCGCAACCCCGAGCCCGCGCGCACCGGCGGCACGCCGCACGGCUGCGGGCGCAUCUGCGGGCGGCGCCGCGGCGCGCACUGCCCGCACGCCUGCCCGCAGCCGUGCCACCCGGGGCCCUGCGCGCCGUGCACGGCGCUGGCGCCCGAGCAGGCGUGCUUCUGCGGCCGCGUCGCGUUCCGCCCGCGCUGCGGCGCCGGCUUCGAUCCGGUGGCCGGCGCGCAGUCGUGCGGCGCCGUCUGCGGCGAGACGCUCGGCUGCGGCCAGCACGCGUGCGCGCAGCCGUGCCACGCCGGGCUGUGCGCGCCGUGCGCCGUGCCGCAGGAGCAGCGGUGCCUGUGCGCGCGCCACACGCGCCAGGCGCGCUGCGGGGCGCCGCCGCGCUACGCGUGCAAGGACACGUGCGGCGCGCUGCUGGGCUGCGGCCGCCACCGCUGCGCCCGCGGCUGCCACGCGCAGGACGAGCCCGGCUGCCACGACACGUGCGCGCUGGACCCGGCGCGUGCGCCGACGUGCCACUGCGGCGCGGCCAAGGCCGACCGCGCGUCGUGCGCUGACGCGGUGCCCAGCUGCGGCAGUGCCUGCCGGCGCGCGCUGGGCUGCGGCCAUGCGUGCGCGCAGCCGUGCCACGCCGGGCCGUGCGCGCCGUGCGCCGAGCCGGUGGCCGCGCCGUGCCGCUGCGGCGCCGCCGUGGUGCGGGGCACGUGCGGCACGCCGCUGCUGUGCGCGCGCACGUGCGGCGCCAAGCGCAGCUGCCGGCGCCACCGGUGCGCGGCGCAGUGCUGCGGCGACGCGGCGCACGCGUGCACGCUGCAGUGCGGGCGGCAGCUGGCGUGCAAGGCGCACACGUGCGGCGACGCGUGCCACCGCGGCGCCUGCGCGCCCUGCGCCCACACGUCGCCGGACGCGCUGGCGUGCGGCUGCGGGCGCACGCGCAUCGCGCCGCCGGUGGCCUGCGGCACGGCGCCGCCGGCCUGCCGCCUGGCGUGCCCGCGCACGCGCGCCUGCGGGCACUUCAGCCCGGCGCCGCACGAGUGCCACAGCGGCGCGUGCCCGCCGUGCGCCGUGCUGAUUGCCGCCGCGUGCAUGUGCGGCGCGCGCGAGCUGCGCAGCGUGCCGUGCCACCGCGCCGGCGCGGCGUCGUGCGGGCGCAUCUGCGCGCGGCUGCUGCCGUGCGGCGGCCACCGGUGCGAGCGCAGCUGCCACCGCGCCGGCGACGCGUGCCUGGCGCCCGGCGCCGCGUGCCGCCAGGCGUGCGGGAAGCCGCGCCGCGCCUGCGGCCACGCCUGCGUGCUGCCGUGCCACACGCCCAAGAUCUGCGACGAGACGCAGCCGUGCGCCGCCACCGUCGUCGCCGCCUGCCCGUGCGGCCGCCUGCAGGCGCGCCAGCGCUGCGGCGCCACGGAGCUGCGCGCUGAGCGGCUUGCCGUGCACUGCGACGACCUGUGCCGCCUGGCUGAGCGCAACCGCCGCGUGUCCCUGGCCCUGGGCUUCCCCGACCAGGCGGCGGCUCCGCUGGACGGGCUGGCGCGCAUCCGCUACUCCGACGACGUGCUGCGCUUCGCCCGCGCGCAUCUCGCGUGGGUGCGCGAGAUCGAGGCCUUGGCCGCUGGCUUCAUUGCCGAGCGCGCGCGCCCGGCGCUGCAUUUCGCGCCGAUGAAGCAGGGCCUGCGCGCGUUCCUGCACGCGCUGGCGCCCGUUUACGGGUGUGCGCCGCGGUCCGUCGACCGCGAGCCGCAGCGGUCGGUCUGCUGGGACAGGGCCCGGGCUCGUGCGUGCCGAGCAUCCCUGUCUCCAGUGCUGUGCGGUACACGCAGCCGCCCACGGUGGUGUGCAGCGACCGUGUGAAUGCCGUGGAGGGCGGCGGCGCCGAGGCCCCGAUCUUUGAGGUGCUGCCGACUGCGCCGGCGCCGGCGCCUGCGCUGGCGGCUGGCGCCGUGCCCGCCAUUGGCUCGUCGGCCGACCGGCUGCGCCGCAGGAUCGACUUUAUUUGCAUCCGCAAUCUGCGCCACGGGCUCACAGUCGAUGAGCUGCGCGCCGCCAUCGACCGCCUGCUGAUGCCCAAUGCAGCGUAUACUUUGCAUUGGAAGGCCGAGGAUCUGGUCGAGAUGUUCUGUUCGCUGGAUCCGGCCGAUGCGCGCUCGGAGGUGCUGGCCAAGUGGGAGCAUUUGCUGCGCAAUAAGCUGCCGCACAUGGGGGUAGCUGGAAUUGUGACUGGCGAGAAGGCUGCUGUGGAGGAGCCUCCUCUUCCGCUGCCUGCUAGUAAGGUGCCGCCGAGGCCUCUUGUUUUCCAUGUUGACGACGACGAAGAGGACCACCACCAGCAGCAGCAGCA
Molecule: messenger RNA, 3217 nt
Organism: Kickxella alabastrina
Lineage: Eukaryota; Fungi; Kickxellomycota; Kickxellomycetes; Kickxellales; Kickxellaceae
Exons: 1
Coding region: 148-2730 (860 amino acids)
Biological process (GO): negative regulation of transcription by RNA polymerase II
Cellular component (GO): nucleus
Molecular function (GO): zinc ion binding; DNA-binding transcription factor activity, RNA polymerase II-specific; RNA polymerase II transcription regulatory region sequence-specific DNA binding
Source: RefSeq, a predicted model, not a curated record